This is a messenger RNA of Penicillium salamii, 1788 nucleotides long. The record is from the annotation of a GenBank genome assembly. NCBI's taxonomy places the organism in Eukaryota, Fungi, Ascomycota, Eurotiomycetes, Eurotiales, Aspergillaceae.
AUGCGAACUAUUUCAUUGACAGACCAGCCUCAUCCAGACAUUUUGACUGAGCGAUCAACAUCACCCCACCAUAGAAGAGCCACUUCCGAGUUUGCGCGGACCCCCGAGGAUGAUCAUUCCCCUGCGGUAUGGGGAUUGGGAUGGCGGAGUCCGACCCUGAUGGUCGGUCUCUUUUUAUGUGGCCUGGCAUUAUCGGUAGGCCAUCAUAUAUACUACAAGAGCUACGACAAUACGCUGGUUGAAUCGGCUACGCAACAAACCUGGACAAUUCGGAUCGGAACUGGGUUUGCAUUCCUGGUCAAAACACUACUUGCAGCUGCCAUCGGAAUUGCGGCGGUGCAACAGAUGUGGGCUACACUCCGCAAGAAAAGUGUGAAUAUUCGCGGCAUCGAUGCCAUUUUCAGUGUUUUGAGCGAUCCACUGGCUUUUUUAGUCCCUGAUAUGUGGAUAUGUGCGAAAACACUGACUCUGUUGGCAAUUGUCUCCUGGUUGAUUCCAUUAACUGCACUCAUUACGCCGGCUACUCUAUCGGUACAAUUGAAGACAACGUCAACCACCACUCAGAUGAAUGUUCCCACUGUGGACUUUACCAGAGAUUUCUGGAACAACUGGGCGUUCUAUGGAGGGGCGGGCAUUAUCUCUGGUCCUUCCUAUCUCAUCAACCGUUCAUUCACGGCAACCUACUCAUCAGCUGCUAUUAUUCCCCUUACGCCACCACUGCCUAACUCAUCCUAUACUCUUCAAUUCUGGGGACCUUCCUAUAAAUGCCAGGAUCUGAGUGAAGUGAUUGCAGACACGAAGGGUAUCACCUAUACUGAUGAAAAUCUUAAUGACUAUGCCUCCUUUCAGGAUGUGUGGAAUAGAUAUGCAAUUAACUCAAGGAACGCAAGUUACAAUCGAACGAUAUACUCAGGCAGUGCGCCUUGGUUGUUGAACAACACGCUUCUGAUCGCUGCAUGGCAGUACUCCGAUGAUUACACGAAAAAGCCAACCGGAACAUCCCUUGUCUGCAAGCUCUGGAACACUUCCUAUGUGCUGGACGUAUCGUUGAACGAUACCAUUCAGACCCUCUUCCCUGUAUCGACCGAUCUGGUAGCCCCUUGUGAUUGGAGUCCAAACGUUGCAAUAUACUCAGCAUUAUCGGUCGAAACAGACAGCCUUGGGGGUUAUUAUAUAACCCAUUUGCUCUUCUCGUCUCUCAUCAAGGGUACUCUGGUAAUAGCUGGCACGGGAGCGCUCAUGGGCAACGCAACCCAACUGAUGCAGUCUGGUCUCUUCGAAUGUCCAGAGCUUUUGAAUAGCGAUCCCUAUCAGGUCAAAUCCAUAGCCAGUCCGACUUGUCGCAACAAGACAUUGGGCCGAGCCCUGGAAGACCUCUCACGGAACUUUACCUACAGCCUGCUCAGCCUGAAUGCAGCCAACACUAGUGUGCCCGUCUUUGUCAACUCACCCAAGAACUUCUACAGUUAUGAUUGGACAAAUCUCUUUGCUGCUUAUGCAACUGCUCUUGUGGCCACUUUUGUGUGCAUUACUAUUGGACUUUUUGCUCUGUGCAGCAAUGGUGUCCCUGGGAAGACGUCUUUUUCCAAUUUCCUGCGAACAACACGGAAUCAGGAAUUGGAUGUCUUAACAACUGGAUAUUGCUUGGGCUCUGACCAUUUACCCGAUGAGCUUGAGAAAGUCAGGUUGCGAUUCGGUGAGAUUGAGACAGCUCAGCCAUUCAAGCACGCGGCAUUUGGAUUUGAAGAAUCAGUUAUUGAUUUAGUGAAGGAUGAAAAGUAUUAUUAG